Messenger RNA from Camelina sativa (false flax), 288 nucleotides. RefSeq lists its product as uncharacterized. The record is from RefSeq and is a predicted model, not a curated record. NCBI's taxonomy places the organism in Eukaryota, Viridiplantae, Streptophyta, Magnoliopsida, Brassicales, Brassicaceae.
AUGGAGAAUAAAAACUCUCAUGCCGACCUCUAUGCCCUAACACAGGAGCGUCAAGAAUCGCUUCGGUCUUUCAUAGGACGAUUCAAGGAAGUCGUCGUCAACGUUUCGAUCCCAGAUGCUGCGGCAAUCAUCACACUCAAGAACGCUCUAUGGUACGAGUCUCGCUUCAAAGAGGAACUGUCCCUAACACACAUAGAGACCAUAGCCGAUGUGUUACUCCGAGCAGCAAAACACAUCGAGCUCGAGGAAGAAAAGGUCGGCAACGCUAAGAAGCACGCAACAGCAUAA